CUAUUAAAGCAAGUUGUCAGCACUGCACAGCAUAAACAUUUUCCGCGUUUAUUUAUCAAGUAGUUCCCACGCUUGGUAAUUUACUACCAAACAACGGCAUAAAUGUGCACAAGACAGUUUAAAAGUGUCUUUGAGCCGUUUUAUUUUGAACCCAGGUGAUACGGGACCUGUGGCUGUGCCACCUUACAACAGCGCGCACACGCACAUGGAGAAUUCGACGGCGUCGCCGUCGAAGACAACGACAACGCCAAAGAAACGUAAGCACAGCGAGUACCAUGAUCCGGAUUACGGAUUUCAUUACGAUAAUCCAGAUAGCGAAAAGGAGAAACGCGCUAAGCUCGAGCAGGACUCCAAUUCAAAUGACGCGAUACGGACUCAACAGGAUGUGGCCAACAACACGCCACGAAUUGCAGUUGACAGCGUGGCGCAAUUGAAACGCAUUGAGGAUAUUGUGCGCACCGAAUUCCAAAAGGAAUUGACCCUGAAGGAGCAACAGUUAAGCGAGAUUGAUAAUCGAUUGUUGCAGGCACGCCAGCUCCUGGAUAAGCUGCGCUACCAUGUGGUCAGCGAAUACUACAAGAAGCAACAGGUGACGCUGACGGCAGCAGAUGUCGCUCGAGUGCGAUCGCGUGACACAUUGUUCGGCGAUGGGGCUGAACAUGACGGUGUCCAAUUGCCAUUGCAUCCUGCCAUCAAGAAGAUUGUGGGCAAACGUCCAGCACCCAUUCAACUACACCUGCCCGAGCGAACAGCCGCAACGCUGGCCAAACAGACGAUUCGACUGCGAAAUCCGGCGCAUCGGCGAGCGGAGCGUCGACGGCAACAGAAGAUACGCGAACAGGGCAUUGUUACGGAUCACACACAGGAGGAGGUAAAGAAGACGGAUGCACCUAGUCGUGAUGAGCAACCUUGCACCAGCCAGCAGGCUUACAAGCGUCAGCAGGAACUAGAGGUCGCUUCAGUGCCGGCCCUGAAUACCUCCCGCUUGAAUAACAAAAACAAAUUCCACUUUGUGGUCGGCAACACAUCCAAGUACAUAGGAGGCGCUGACUCCGAGGCGCGGGAUUCUCGGGGUAGCCAAGGCUUGGCCUACAAAUGGCUGGUCUACGUGCAGGGCAAGAAUCUGCCCCAACCGUUGGAAACGUAUCUCAAGAAGGUGCGCUUUCAGCUGCAUCAUUCGUAUCGACCCAACGACAUUGUGGACGUACACUCUCCACCAUUUCAGCUGACACGUCGCGGCUGGGGUGAGUUCCCCUUGCGUAUUCAGCUGUACUUUCAAGACCAUCUGCAGCAGAAGCCAGUUCAGCUAAUGCACAACAUUGUGCUGGACAAGACCAUGUGUGGAUUACACACCAUGGGUGGUGAAACAACUGUCGAGGUUUGGCUGCGUUCCAAUGCGAAUGCUACGCCUGAAAUUAUGACGACGACGACGACGCCAGUGACAAUUAAGCGAGAGUCUUCCACGACGACACCUGCUCCAUAUACAUUUCUCUUACCUAUGGAAAGCUCCAAGCCGCGCACUAUAUCUAUAACGCAAAACAAGGAGGAGCUAGAUGACAAUCUGUUUGCCUGCAUCAACAAGAUCGAGUUGAGUGACGACAUUGAGCAAAUUGAGCCCACGGUGCUCGUCUCGGAGCCUUUGAAGCUAAGUAGCCCUAAGAAAACUGCACCCGUACUCGCACCCGCACCAGCAACGCCCAGCAAAAUGCAGCUGCGCCUCAAUUCCAUGGAUACAGUGUCCACUAUGCGUCCACAUGCAUCUCACCUGCCCUUGAAUGGAAUUAGCAGUAGCAAGAAGCAGCAGAAUGGACACACCAAGGGACAGGUUAAGAAUGUGGUGUUCCAGAAGGCGGGCAGACUCUACUUCAUAGAUCCGAUGCAGUCGAAGCUGAAGCAGGCCGCCAAGCAACAGUCGCUGUUGAAGCCACAGCUCAGUCUGCUCAAGCAGCCAACACAACAGUUGUCCAAGCGCUGGCACAUUCUGCAGUGCAUCCAAAACGAUCAUGGCUAUGCCAACAUGAGCAGUCAUGAAACGAUGUCAGUGCCAGUGAUGCCGCAAAGUCAACGAAUGCGUCUGGAACAGCUCUUCAACGGCAUUCCGUUUCAGAGUAUGCGCAGCGCUGUGGAGUUCCUGCUCCGUCGAUUGCCAUUGACUGGUGGAUUGGGCAACGAAUACGUCUUUGGUGGCCAAACACUAUCGGCAUUCCUGGCCCAGCCCGCUUUGCGUCAACGCUUCUUCGAGUACAUGCGCGGUCGCGUGCUAGCACGUUGCAUGCGGCAACAUCAACGUCUGCAGCAUCUGCAUUCCAGCUGCAAGGAGCACUUCUGGAGUGUACGCGAGAUUGUGGCCUUUGCCCGCCUCCACGGCUAUACGCCGCCUCUAAAAAUGCUUUGUGUUACCCGAGAGAAAGCAGCCUCAAAGCUUGCUCCCUUGUCGGAGCGCGUUCAACAGCAGCUAAAGGAUGAACCGCAGUCACAAUUCCAAGCGUAUUGUAGUCUCACCCCACGAACCCGCCUGGACAGUUGGCUAACGGAGCAAGCGAAACGUCUGCAAUGUCGUGAGCAACAGCUGGAGAAUCAGCAGAUAGUCGAUGUGCUUGGCUUGGAUCCACCUAAAUCUCUAACUCGUCGGCCUACCCACGUAACUAAUAAUUCUAAUAACCAACAGAUGCUAUAUUUACCGCCUCCCGAGGAUCUGGAUGCUGCCUCACAGCUGGUGCGUGACAUGUGCAAGGAUGUGGGCAUAGUUCUGGAGACGGAACAGAGCGUGCCGGGUGUCUCCCAAUCCUUAGCUCUUACACUUCUCGCACAUGUGCUACGAAUGUUUGUAGAGAGGUUGGUGCGACGUGCUGUGGCAAGCAAGCUGCAACAACAACAGCAGCAACCACAUGCAAUAGAGACGCUGCCCCCAGCGGCAGCUAACUUGGAGCUAGCUUUGCUUCCCUACGACAUUGGACGCGUCAUCGCCAAGAGCGGAGAGCUAGAUUUUCUUGGCAAUUGCAAUCUCGGCGUGGCCCAAAUGGAUAAACAGUCCUAGUCAUUGGCCCAAGUCACAAUCAAACCAUACAUGCCAUGUGUAUUGAUGUUACUCGUUUACCUUUUGUCUAGUUCCAAAUUCUCUGGGAUAUUAGUUGUUGAUCAAUAAGCUAUUUUUAGGUAUACCUUUAGUAUAUGUUAUUACAUAUGUAUAUAUUUUUAUAUGGCUCGCAUUCAAUUAAAAUACAUAUUUAU
Drosophila innubila is the source of this 3231-nucleotide messenger RNA. RefSeq lists its product as uncharacterized. Gene Ontology annotation, cellular component: NuA4 histone acetyltransferase complex. Lineage: Eukaryota; Metazoa; Arthropoda; Insecta; Diptera; Drosophilidae. Bases 206 to 3037 code for a protein of 943 amino acids. The record is from RefSeq and is a predicted model, not a curated record. The transcript has 2 exons. Gene Ontology annotation, molecular function: histone binding. Gene Ontology annotation, biological process: regulation of transcription by RNA polymerase II; chromatin remodeling.